AUGAAGAAAGCAAAAAACGUAAAGAAGAUUAAGAGCUAUCCUUUCUUGUUAUCUUUUGCACCUCUUAAUAAUCUUAUUGACCAUCAUGUUAAAGACAAGCAGUUACUUAUUCACUGUCCUCCAGAAUGCAUUGGCCUGCCAGUGCAAAUUUAUUACGACAUUUUUAGUCAGUUCCUGCGUGAUUACCAUAAUGAAGAUCUAGAAACGAGAGAGCAUUAUGAAUGGACCCUUGAGUUCAUUAAUGGAAUGGCUGAAAUAUACUGCAAUAAUUCUUCAAAUGAUAGUGUAUUGGAAUCUAACGUCUUUUCAAAAAGUGUUUUACACUUUCUUGUUGAAAUGAAAAAUGAAAUUGGUACUAGUAGCUGUGAUCCAACUAUUCAGGCUACUGGACCAUGGGUGUGUAUUUUAGGGGCAGUAUAUGUUGAGAAACCCAUUAUAGAUCCCUUGAUGGACUUUAUACCUCUUAUUCCCACAAACAAUCGAGCCCAUACGAAGCGAGCGGGUGAAAAAUUAUUGUUAAGUUUGCAUGGCAGUAUAAUUGUAGAGCACACGAACUAUGUAGCGAAAUUGGAAAAGCACCAAAAUUACUCUACAUUAACAAAGAGAUGUCGUGAUGAAUAUAAAAUGAUUUUAAGAGAUGUCAAAAAAGCUAUAGACAAAUUACAUAAGGAGAAUAUUGUUUUUGCUGACCUCUGUGAUUCCAACAUUUUAGUUAAUAAAUCUAAAGGUAAAGAAGAAAUCGAGUGCUAUCCAACUUUCAUGAAUCAUAAACAUAUUAAUUGGCUACCAGGGGCUGAAGAUAGGAGGAAACUGAAUUGUAAACAUGAUGUUUAUUGGUUGGAGCUGUUGAAAUCUAAAUACUUGGGUGAGAAUGUAGACCUCGAAUGA
Messenger RNA from Cetraspora pellucida, 888 nucleotides. Lineage: Eukaryota; Fungi; Glomeromycota; Glomeromycetes; Diversisporales; Gigasporaceae. The record is from the annotation of a GenBank genome assembly.